Molecule: messenger RNA, 5606 nt
Organism: Sus scrofa (pig)
Lineage: Eukaryota; Metazoa; Chordata; Mammalia; Artiodactyla; Suidae
Gene: SIKE1
Product: suppressor of IKBKE 1
Source: RefSeq, a predicted model, not a curated record
GAAGUGACGUCACUAACGCUGAGACAGGCUCAGGACGGAUCUGAGAGGUUCCUACAGCUGACCGGCGCUGGGGCUGUGUUCCUGUGGAGGCUAUGAGCUGCACCAUCGAGAAGAUUCUGACCGAUGCUAAGACGCUACUGGAGAGGCUGCGGGAGCACGAUGCUGCGGCCGAGUCGCUAGUGGACCAGUCCGCGGCGCUGCACCGGCGGGUGGCCGCUAUGCGGGAGGCGGGGACAGCCCUUCCGGACCAGUAUCAAGAGGAUGCAUCCGAUAUAAAGGACAUGUCCAAAUACAAACCUCACAUUCUGCUCUCCCAAGAGAAUACACAGAUUAGAGACUUGCAGCAGGAAAACAGAGAGCUAUGGGUUUCCUUGGAGGAACACCAGGAUGCUUUGGAACUCAUCAUGAGCAAAUACCGGAAACAGAUGUUACAAUUAAUGGUUGCUAAAAAAGCAGUGGAUGCUGAACCAGUCCUGAAAGCUCACCAGUCUCACUCUGCAGAAAUUGAGAGUCAGAUUGACAGAAUCUGUGAAAUGGGAGAAGUGAUGAGGAAAGCAGUUCAGAUGGAUGAUGACCAAUUUUGUAAGAUUCAGGAAAAACUAGCACAAUUAGAGCUUGAAAAUAAGGAACUUCGAGAGUUACUGUCCAUCAGCAGUGAGUCUCUUCAGGUCAGGAAGGACAAUUCAAUGGACACUACUUCCCAAGCCAUCAAAUAAUUCAGCUUCUGAAUGACAGCUGGAGAUUGUUUAUUAAGGAAAGAAGUUAUUAUCUCUCUAUUCUAGUGUUGUCCAUUUAGUGUCUUGCCUCAGACUUGAUUUAAUGUUGAUUAAAUGUAUCAAGUGGCAUUUUAGAAUUCACAGUCAAAAGUUCUGUCCACAGAACAGUUUUUGGGUGAAACACACUGAGUUUCACCAUUCCUUUCUCUAAGAGACUAUUAAUUUUCAUAUCUGGGACCUCAAUUUAUAUAAACUGUGUUUUCAGUUCAUUUUUGUUCUUUCAUAUCUCUGAAACUUAGAGCAUUUUGUUAAAAGCCAGUGCUUUUAUUCUAUAUAGGCUUAUAAAUUACAAUUCUAAAAAAUUUAAAGAGAGAGUUCCCAUCAUGGCUCAGCGGGUUAAGAACCCAACUAGUAUCCAUAAGGAUGCAGAUUCGAUCCCUGGCCUCACUCAGUGGGUUAAGGAUCCGGCUUUGCCAUUAGCUGUGGUGUAGGCCACAGAUGUGGCUUGGAUCUGGGGUUCCUGUGACUGUGGUUUAGGCCAGAAGCUACAGUCCAUUUUGACUCCUAGCCUGUGAACUUCCAUAUGCCACAGGUAUAGCCCUAAAAAGAAAAAAAAAAUUUAAGAGAUUAGCUUUAUAAAUCUAUUUGGCAUAAACCUGGAUUUUUUUUUUCCAUUUGAGAAGAGUAAUACAAUUCCAGAGAAGUAGAUUGCCAAAUUUUCUGAUUUGUAAUGUCAUUCAUUCACCUUUUAUGAAGUUUUAGGUCUCUCUGGUGCUAAGAGCUGCCAUUUUAUGGCCUGGUGUCUUUUAAUUUGAAAGAACCUAUUGCUAGUAUCCAGGAAACAUACUUGAAAAUCAGUCAACUAUUUUUUUCUAGUGGUGGUAUAACCAUUGUAUUGUUCAAAGAAUGCUGAGAAAUUUGUCCUGUGUAUGUGUGUACGCAUACGUGUGCUCUUAGUUCAGAUGCUAUAAGUAUGUUUUAUUUAUUCUAUUAGAUGUUAGGAGUCAAUUUUUUAAUUUUGUCCUACCAGGAAAUCUUUAACUUGGGUAGUUACCCAGUGUGAAGAACAUAUAAUAGGUUUAUUCACAUCAUAGUUCUUAGGUACUACAUUCUACAGUUCAGUUUAUAUGUACCUUCUAUUUUAUAAUUAAGAACCAUCACUUAUUUGGAUGUUAUUCAUUACUAGUAUUAGUAGUCCUGUCAUCUUUUUAGAUCCAUUUUUCACAUGGAAACAAAGUUUUCUCACCUAAUGAGUUAUUAUAUUCAUAGUGUUGUGUGAACAACAAAGCAGUGUUGAGAUUCAGAUGCUAAUUGAUCAGCUAGGGUCACCCAUCAGUUCAUUCUCCCAUCUCGGUUUAACUCAUUUUACAAAUCAUUUCAUGUAAUACUCAGUUUACAAAUCAUUUCAUGUAAUACUACCGAUUUAGGUUUGCCCAAAAAUAAUUGAAAUAAUGAAUGAUAAAUUUGUCAAUAUUUUCCUGUAACACUAAGCACUAUACUGCUUGGGAGAGACAGUUUUUGGUUAGUGCUUUAUGUGAUGUAAACUUUCCUUUGUACUGUCAUAAAAGUUAACUCCAAUUAAAACAAAAUUUCUCCAAGAUAUCCUAAAUACAUCUGAUUCCAGUAAUAUUAAUGGCCUAUGUCGACAGUGGUAGGCUGUAAUGAAUCAGUCUAAGUCAUUUUAGAAUUUGUCAACUUUGUAUUCAAAGUCCUGUAGAGAAUUUGAAAAAUUUCCUAAGAGUAUAUAAACUUUCAGUCUAGCCAUUUGCCUUGACAUAUAUGCCCUAAGUGCCACUGUAUGUACCCCAGUUCCAUUCAGGAGGCAUGUACCCUGUAACAUUUGUCAGCUGCCAUGGCCAGUUUUUGGCGAAAAUGAUAAUGUGAUCAGAUGGCCUAUGAAAGUAUAGCAUAGUGUCCUUUUAUCUCCUUUAUAUUCCUUUAGAGUUGUUUGUAAAGUUCUUUCCAUCUCAGAUAUCAGAAUAAAUCUAUAUGUUAACUUUUCCCCCUGGCAAAUCAAAAGCUCGAAGCAUGAGUCUCAAGAGCUCUUAGCACCCUAUAUAAUAUAAAUUCUAGCUGGUGUUACUAUGAAAAUAGUGUGUAGUUAGAAGAUUGAAGUGGGGAAGGAAUGUUCUUGACUUUGGUUUGAGUGGGUAUUAAAGUUUCUUUUGCAGUGGAUGAUGGAACUUCACUGAUUUGCAAAAUUUUAAUUAAAACUUAACUUUUUAAUAAAAGUCUAAUUUUGAGACUAUCAGCUAGUUUUACUCCAUAAUGAGUCUAAUUAUUAGAAAGUGCAAAGGUUUAUUUUUCACCUAAAAAGCAACCUGUCAGGUAGACAGGGAUUGUCAUAAAUAUUUUGUAAUUAGCACAGUGUAUCCAACAGUAAAACUACAAGUAAUUGUUUCUGAACAAUCUUUUAGAGAUUUCCUCAUGGUUAUUAUGGUUAGAAAUCAUAAAUUAUAUGAUUACAAGUCAAAUUACAAAAUUAAAACAUUUUGGAAGUAUUGCAGUAUUCCUCAAAAUGUGGUUUACUGACCUACUGAAAUCGAAGUUUGAGGAUGGAAUCUAGAAACUUGUGGUUUUUGCUUUUGGGUUUUUUUUUUUGCCUUUUCUAGGGCCGCUCCCGCAUAUGGAGGUUUGCAGGCUAGGGGAUCUAAUUGGAGCUGUAGCCACUGACCUAUGCCAGAGCCACAGCAACGUGGGAUCCGAGCCACGUCUGUGACCUACACCACAGCUCAUGGCAAUGCCGGAUCCUUAACCCACUGAGCAAGGCCAGGGAUUGAACCCGCUACCUUAUGGUUCCUAGUCAGAUUUGUUAACCACUGCGCCACGACAGGAACUCCAGAACUUGUGUUUUAAUAAUCAUCCCAGGUAACUUCUAAAGACACUAGUUUGAGUUAGGAAUUUCAUAAAGGAGAGGUAGACAUUGACAGUGUUUUCAAAGAAAAAUCUUCUGGUAGAGGAGGCAAAUAAUGUGAUAACUCCAGUAUAAGGAUGCAUAGAGUACAGAGUAGGGUCUAUUUACAACUUGAGAAUCCAACAGAGAAAAAAAAAAAAAAAGGGUAGGAGAACUAGAAAGCUUGGUGCUUUUAGUUAUUAUAUAAUCUUCAUUUCAACCAUACCUUCAUAUACCCAGACACAAGGAGGUUAUUUUUCCAAACUGAAACCAAAAUUCACACCCAGUCUUUUAAACAUAUUCUUAACCAUUAAGCUGAGAUUCCUUUGUGCCAAGUACUGUUCAGAGAGUUCAAGUGGUUCUUGAUUAAUCUUUAAAAUUUUUUUAUUAGUAGUGCAAAAGAAAUACCACAGCCCAUAUAUUAGAAAAUAUCAAAUUUAAUAGUCUUAACUAAUAAGACAUAGUUGUCAUCUGUUUUCUAGAAUGGUUCAGCUAAAAGUAUGCGUGUAUGUGCAACUGAAAGAACAAUGCUUAAUCAGUGGUCCUUACUACAUACAGGAAAGGGUGUGGUUCUGGCUUUCAGAUCUGCCUUCUUACCAUGUUGUUUUUCAUCCUUCAUGAUUUUCUGGCUGCAAGAAGGUUGCUGCUGUGCCAGAUGUCAUAUCCGUGUUCCAGGCAGGAAAAAAAGGGGGGGAAUGCCAGCCGCAUGUAUUGUUUUUUAUGUGACUCAGGCAGAUUUCCCCUUAUCUUGUUUGCCUGACCUAUUGAAUGGUCACUUCUAGCAGUAAAGGAGGCUGAGUACAUAGCUGCACCAAAUAAAAUCACUCUUCUAAUACCGAAGAGGAAAGAGUAUUGAGAAAGCAACUAAUAAUAUCUGACACGUCUUUUUUUUUUUUUUUUUUUUUGUCUUUUUUAGGGCCACACCCACGGCAUGUGGAGGUUCCCAGGCUUGGGGUCUGCCAGAGCUGUAGCUGCCAGCCUACAUCACAGCCACAGCAAUGCCAUAUCUGAGCCGCAUCUGCAAUCUACACCACAGCUCACGGCAACGCUGGAUCCUUAACCCACUGAGCAAGGCCAGGGAUCAAACCUGCAACCUCAUGAUUCCUAGUCAGAUUCAUUUCCUCUGCACCACGAUGGGAACUCCCUCACACAAGUCUUCUUAUAUUGAAUAGUUCUUAACAAGUGUUAAGUGUUAGCUGAAGGACCAUGUAGAUAUUGAGUGGCCAAAAAAUGGGCUUGAGGAAAACAUCCAUCAUUUCUUUUUUUGCUGCCCAUUAUCCUAACCUCUGUAUUUAAGGAAUCCCUUACCUAAUGAGGCAGAAUCUCCCUCCUUCCUAAAAAAUUUGAAAGUGUCAGAUAUUUGUUUUCCCAGCCUCUUUGCAGCCAGAAAAAGUACCUCUUUGUCCUAAAAGUUAGUGAUACAAAGAAGCAGGGAACUAUGCAGAAUUCUUUUGAGUAAAGGCAGUGGUGUACACUGGCUACUACAUCCAGCUCUACAGAAGAGCAGCACAAGUGGCUUUACUGAUAACUUUCAGUUUCCAGUGUCAUCAGAGUCAAUAGUGUAAGCUGCAGUGUUUCUGCCCAACAGUGGACACAGUGGGAUCUUCACUGAAGCAGUUACCUGAAGUGAUUAGAGCCUGCAUAGCAUUUACAUUGUGGUUUUCUGGCUGUUCAGAGAUCCUGAGAAUUACUAGCUUUUAAUAAAAUCAGUUUUUGUUAAAAUUAACCUGAAUCACCUAUAAUUAAGAAUUCUGAUAAACAUAAUUUAAAAAACAACCAUGCAAAUAUAAAUUUUGCCAACACUUUAUGCGUAAAUUUGUACGUAUAUUUUAAUGUAACUUUUGACAUUUAUAAAAGGAUAAAUGUGGAAUUCUUUUGUGGCAGCAGCUUGGGUUACUGCCGUGGCACUGCUUCAAUCCUCAGCCAGAGAACUUACACAUGCUUUCAGGUGUGGCCAGACCAAAAAAAAAAAAAAAAAAAAAAAAAAAAAAAAAAGG